AUGCCUGAUGGGAGCUUCCAUGUUGUCCAGAGGCAGAUGGAAGUGUACACUGUCACAGUGGCAACUGGGACAUCUGAAUAUUCUGGCACCAACAACUACAUAUUUGUGACCCUGAUUGGAGAGAAUGGGGAGACAAAGACUCUGCUCGAUGAUUCCUCACCAGAACUGCUAAACCACAGGAAGAAUGAGCUGCAAGAGCAACAGAAGACCUACAGGUGGGUAACAUGGGCCAAAGGGAUUCCCAGAUGCAUUGAUGCCAAAACAGAAGCAGAUUUACCCCAAGAUGUCCGCUUCGACAAUGAGAAAAGAAGUGAUUUUGAACAUUCACUGCACUACGCUUUGCUGGAGUUGUCUCUGAAGAAGCUUGCCAUCACGUUUGGGAGGUCUUGGAGCGACUUGGAUGACUUCAAACGGAUCUUUUGGAAACUGAGAAGCCCCAUAGCUGAAUACUGCAUGGAGCACUGGAAGGAGGACUGGUUCUUCGGCUACCAGUGUCUAAACGGCUGCAACCCGAGAAUGAUCCACAGGUGCAAAAAGUUGCCAGAGAACUUCCCUGUUACUGCAGACAUGGUUCAAAGCUCCAUGGCUCCAAAGACCACACUGGGCCAUGAACUGAAGGCAGGAAACAUCUACCUGAUAGAUUACAGCAUCAUGGAUGGGAUUCCUGCCAACACGAUAAAGGGUAAACCUCAGUACAUCGCAGCUCCACUCUGUCUCCUGUACCAACAUCCCGACAACGGACUCAUACCUAUUGCCAUACAGCUUGAGCCCACUCCUGGAAUAAAUACACCCAUAUUCCUGCCCAGAGACCCCCCUCUGGCUUGGCUCCUGGCUAAGAUGUGGGUGCGUCACUCGGAGUUCCAGAUCUUCCAGCUCCUUUCCCACCUGCUCCGGACUCACCUUGUGGUUGAAGUGUUCGGUGUGGCGUCUCUGAGACAGCUGCCCGUUGUCCACCCUGUUUAUAAGCUCCUGGCCCCUCAUUUGCGCUACACACUGGAGAUAAACUGUAGGGGGCGCACUCAGCUGAUCUCUGCCAACGGCAUCUUCAAACGAGUUGUGUCUACGGGUGGGGAUGGGCUGCUGAUUCUGGCCCAAAGAGAGUACAAGGUUCUGACAUACCGCUCCCUUCAGCCCCACCAUGACUUCAUUGACAGAGGAGUCUCCCAGCUCCCAAAAUAUUUCUACAGAGAUCACACUCUGAUGCUGUGGGAAGCAAUUCACAAUUUUGUAUCAGGUAUGGUAAGCCUGUAUUACCACACAGACCACGAUGUGCAGAAGGACCCGGAGCUCCAAGCCUGGUUCAGAGACAUUUCAGAAGAAGGUUUCACUGAGCUUCCCAGCUUUGGUAAGGCAACAAUAAACAUUUUUUUUUUUACAUUUAGCAUGAAUACAGAUGUGUUUAAGUGUCUGCCAAGUAAGCUAAGUGGCAGAGAAGAACUCUCCACCCUGUUAGCAGUGGCCAUCUUCACCAGCACAGCUCAGCAUGCAGCAACCAACAACGGACAGUUUGACUGGUGUGCCUGGGUCCCCAACACCCCCUGCACAAUGAGACUCCCUCCACCAUCAGAUAAAGAUGCUGUCACCAUGGAGAUGAUCAUGGCCUCUCUCCCUGAUGUCAGCCAGUCCUGUGUGCAGAUGGCCAUCACAUGGCACCUGGGACGAGCUCAACCAGACGCAAUUCCUUUGGGCCAGUACACAGAAGACCACUUCACUGAGGAUCAGGCCCUGGAGCUUAUCGAUGAGUUCAGGAAGAAGCUGAAGGAAAUUGAGGAGCACAUCCUGAACCAGAACGCAGGACUGGAGCUGAAGUAUCUGUUCCUUCUGCCCAGCCGUGUAGAAAACAGCAUCACUAUUUAG
This is a messenger RNA of Nematolebias whitei (Rio pearlfish), 1857 nucleotides long. It is a transcript of the gene alox12, whose product is annotated as arachidonate 12-lipoxygenase. Gene Ontology annotation, molecular function: arachidonate 12(S)-lipoxygenase activity; arachidonate 15-lipoxygenase activity; iron ion binding. The record is from RefSeq and is a predicted model, not a curated record. The transcript is spliced from 14 exons. The coding region runs from base 1 to 1857 and encodes 618 amino acids. NCBI's taxonomy places the organism in Eukaryota, Metazoa, Chordata, Actinopteri, Cyprinodontiformes, Rivulidae. Gene Ontology annotation, biological process: linoleic acid metabolic process; lipid oxidation.